Messenger RNA from Alnus glutinosa, 732 nucleotides. RefSeq names its product protein LHCP TRANSLOCATION DEFECT. Gene Ontology annotation, cellular component: chloroplast envelope; chloroplast stroma. Gene Ontology annotation, biological process: granum assembly; intracellular protein transport. The coding region runs from base 95 to 613 and encodes 172 amino acids. The transcript has 2 exons. The record is from RefSeq and is a predicted model, not a curated record. NCBI's taxonomy places the organism in Eukaryota, Viridiplantae, Streptophyta, Magnoliopsida, Fagales, Betulaceae.
UCCUCCACCAGCAUGAGUGGAUAGAAGAGCUGAGAGAGAGAGUGAAAAAGCAGAACCGUGAUAGUUCAGUUUUCAGUUUCUCUGAAACUCAGCCAUGGCCUCAAUCCCAUGUACUACCCACUUACCCUUUACCUUCAAAUCCUCCCCUUCUCCUUGUUCUUUGUCCAAAUUCAACAUCCAGUUUCUGGGUAUGCAAAAUAGGCUGGGGUGGGUCAGACCCUCUAGACUUGGACCCUCCAAUGGCUCUAGAGCCAAGUGCUGGUUCAAGUUUGGUAAAAAUGGCGUUGAUGCUGAAGGUGCCGGCAUUUAUGGCAGCCAAUCCCGUGACGACUUCGAUAGAGAUGAUGUUGAACAGUAUUUUAAUUACAUGGGAAUGCUUGCAGUGGAGGGUUCAUAUGAUAAGAUGAAUGCUCUUUUAAGCCAAAACAUCCACCCUGUGGACAUCUUAUUGAUCAUGGCUGCCUCAGAAGGUGACAAGCCGAAAAUUGAAGAAUUGCUGAGAGCUGGCGCUAGUUACACUCCCAAGGAUGUGGAUGGACGGACUGCCAUUGAUAGGGCUGCUAGUGAUGAAAUCAAGGACUUCAUUCUUAGUUUUUCAGUUCAGAAGGCAUGAAUUAGAUUAUAUUUCUACAUUUUCUUGUUCCUCCGAUUUUUAUCACUACUAUCUUGUGGUAAGUUUGACUGUUCAAGUUAUUAUGACUUGAAGUGAAAAUUUCAAUGACUUUCAUCUCA